AUGCGUCAGGGCUGUCUACUGAGCCCGGACGUAUUUAACCUGACCCUAGAGGUGAUGCUGCGCACUAUAUUGGCAACAGGUAAGGGCUAUAUGCUGAAGGGUAGACGCUACAGCAGCCUGUUCUACGUGGACGAUGGGGUACUGGUUGUGGGCUCACCAGCAGGGAUGGAGAGGCAGUUGAGGGCAGCAGAGGAGAGUGCGGCGGCGAUCGGCAUUACCUUCAAGAUCGGCAAGUGCGCCACAUUGCACGUAGUCGGUGGGAGUAACGGGGGCGCUCAACCAAGCGUCUUCGAGUUGCAGGGUGCCCGUAUGCCUGCGCUCGAUUCCACCGAUGCCUAUGACCAUUUGGGCAUACCCACCGGUUACCAGGUGCGACAGACCCUGAUCUCCAACAUCAAAGACCUCAUAGAGGACGCCGAAAAAGUCGGUGAGUCCCUGCUGGCGCCCUGGCAGAAGCUGGACGUGGUGGGGACCCUCCUGCUCCCGCACCUCGACUUUGCUGUGCAGGGGGCAUCGGUUGAGAAGGAGUGCCUAAGGGUUGCUGACAGGGAGGUUCAGAGGCUAGCCAAGACCUGA
Molecule: messenger RNA, 576 nt
Organism: Copidosoma floridanum
Lineage: Eukaryota; Metazoa; Arthropoda; Insecta; Hymenoptera; Encyrtidae
Source: RefSeq, a predicted model, not a curated record